Thalassophryne amazonica is the source of this 2318-nucleotide messenger RNA. It is a transcript of the gene mtf2, whose product is annotated as metal response element binding transcription factor 2. Gene Ontology annotation, biological process: regulation of DNA-templated transcription; chromatin organization. The record is from RefSeq and is a predicted model, not a curated record. Lineage: Eukaryota; Metazoa; Chordata; Actinopteri; Batrachoidiformes; Batrachoididae. Gene Ontology annotation, cellular component: nucleus. Gene Ontology annotation, molecular function: DNA binding; chromatin binding.
UUUUCAAACGUUAAAAAAAAGAAAAAAAAAGAAAAAAGAAAAAAAAGUGAGCGCUUCCCAUAAUGCACUCGCGGAUCAUCAGCGGGAAACCAAAAUGGCGAAUGGGCUGUGGAAGUAAAAUGAGCCUUUUACUUUCUGAUUAAAAACUCCGGACCAAUACUUCUGCUUAUUCUGGGAUAACUUCAGUAGCAGAGGGAGGAUAAUACGGGCCACGUCCAUCCGGUUCUUCCGUCGCACGAGUAUUUUGUUGAAGCGGAGGAGACCGAAUGAGAGACUCGGGGAUCAUAGAUCACUUGCCUGUCCACCAGAGAGCUCAUCCUCAGCAGCUGCAGCAGCAGGCUGUGUCUUUGUCCCCUGCAAGCUUUUCUGCCAGGGGAGGAUAUGGAGAAGACGGCAUGCCUCACAGGUUCACAGAGGGACAGGAUGUUUUGGCCCGGUGGUCAGAUGGCUUGUUCUACUUGGGGACAAUCACAAAAAUAGAUCAGGACAGGCAGCGAUGCUUUGUGGUUUUUGAAGACCGGUCAAAGUCAUGGGUUCUCUGGAAGGAUAUUCAGACAGGGGAUGAGGAAGAUGAGGAUGAUGAAGAUGAUGAUGACAUUGUAUGCUCCAUAUGUCAAGACGAAACCUCAGAGGAGCCCAAUGAGAUUGUCAUUUGUGACAGCUGUGGACAAGGGUACCAUCAACUGUGCCACUCCCCUAUUAUUGAUGCCAUUGUCAUAGACUCAGAUGAAAAAUGGCUUUGCUCGGAAUGUGAGCUUGCUGCUGCAUCUAAGAGGGGGAAUGCACAUAGAAGAGCAGCCAUUGAUAAAGGGUUUCAGCGGCGGCAGCAGCACCACCGCAUGGAGAUACACUUGUCCUUCCCGUACCCACUGGAGGAACUGGUGUGGGACCAAGGCCACAAGACUAACAUCCAGCAGUGUUACUGCUACUGUGGUGGUCCAGGAGACUGGUACCUGAAGAUGUUGCAGUGUAACAGGUGUCAACAGUGGUUUCAUGAAGCGUGCCUCAGUUGUUUGCAGAUGCCCAUGCAGUAUGGAGACAGGUUUUACCUCUUUACAUGUUCUGUGUGCAACAGUGGACCUGAGGACCUCAGUCGACUGCCUCUUCGGUGGUAUGGAUGAUUUGCACACUUGUGCUUGUACAACCUAAGUGUGAUCCACAAGAAGAAGUAUUUUGAUUUUGAGAUGGACUUGAUGACUUACAUUAAGGAUAACUGGGAGCUGCUGCAGCUGGGGGAAGUUACCAAAACCCCAAGAUCAGUGCGCUAUGAAAAUGUUCUGGAGGCUUUAAACAGUACAGCAGCAUGUGAGUUUAUGUCGGGUAAAGAGGUAAGAAAAAGAAGCACCUGUUUGGGCCUUAGGAUACGUUUCCCUCCUUUACCCCCAAAUUCUGAGGAUUCUGCUGGCAAUGAGAUGGAGAGAGCUUCUUAUGGCAUCACCAUCAAGGGAUGCAAGCCCAGCAAAACAUUUUCUGCUAUGAGAGCCUGCAGUUCUGUAACCAAUGGUAAAGACAAGAAGAAAAAGAAGAAACAACAAACACGCUUUCUGGAGACUUUAGCUAAACCACGACGCUCCAGUGAACUCUUAUCCUUGGAAACAAAGCCUCUACCAUUAGAGCCCCGGUUAUUGGAUCACUUAAAGAGUGAGAGGUCCUUGGUGUCUUUUCAAACUUCUGAUGUGGAAUCUAUUGGAGCCCUGAGCACCACAGAAACUACCUCAACUAGCAUUUCUCGACAGUCCAGCCUUUGUAGCUCCAGCAAGACACACACAACAACCAGCACCAUGCCAGUUACCUCUCCACCCUUAAAAAGGAAACGUGGGCGACCUCGACGGGCAGUGCAGCCCCCUAACCUUGACGUCCGUCCUCCCAGCCAUGCAGAUCCAAACUCCUCCACUACGGAGUUGCUGACCCCGCUCCCUGGCCUUCACUCCGUGGACGUGGUUCACGGCAUGGAUCCCAGCAGCCAGCUUUCACAUCUCAAGAACUCCAUUAGCAGCUAUUUUGGAGCGGCAGGGCGACUGGCUUGUGGGGAAAAGUACAAGAUCCUGGCAAGACGAGUCACCCUUGAUGGCAAGAUCCAGUACCUGGUGGAGUGGGAAGGAGUCACUGCUUCCUAAACUGUCCGAAGCAUUUCUGAGUAAGCCAGCACUCACAGGAGGCUUCGGUCGACCCUCUGAUCAAAGCAUUAAUAAACAUUUGCCUGUAGUUUAGAAAGGAGGAAGCUUGUUGUGCUUAUUUUUAUAGAGCCUGUUGGCCCGAUGCAGCCUGAGCUGAUUACUGGUGAGAGAAGCUUAACAUACCACAGUAACCGUGGAGAA